CCGUUGUGUUGAUAAUACCAAUGUGAAACGACUCCGGCACUACGUUCUGAGUGGCAUGCACAAGGUCGACCGACAUCGGCGCGUGUACACGGCGGCGGCGGCGCGCAACCUCUCACCGACCGCGGAGCGCCACGAAGAGAUGCAAACGACCUUUGGGUUUGGCUGCAACGUCGACGAACACAUCAAAUAUGGCAAGUGCCUCGAUGGGCAAUGCAUGCGGCGCACGGGAUGGGAAGUCGAGAAGCUCGCGCUCGGCUCGCAGCGGUUCGCCGAGAAGGACGGGGCGCUGCUCCACGCGUGCGCGACAAAGAAUGAGUUUGCCGUCGCGCAUCUCUUGAGCCUCGCGCCAAGUCUCACACCGCGCAAUGCGCAGGGCCAGACGGCGCUCCACGUGGCCUGCGCCGUCGGCUCGUGCACGAUGGUCGAGCGCCUCUUGGCGUACAAUGCGUCACCGGCGUGCGUCGCCGCCAUAGACUUAAACGUCCAGGACGUGCACGGCAACACGUGCUUGCACGCGGCCGCGGCCGCCAACGCGCUGGACAUUGUCCAGCGGCUAGUGGCCGCCGGGUGCACCUGGAGCGUGACCAACCACGACGGCAAGGUCGCGGCCGACGUCGCGGGGUCUGACCAGCGCAUCUUUUCUUCUUACGACAGCUCGCAUCCGCGCACGAUCUCCAGGACAAGCUCGAAGCACUGCACGCGCGGGCCGCUUCAUUGCACGCGUCCCGCGACGUGGCACUGCGCGACAUGGCGACGCGGGCACUGCGCACGCGGCAGCAGCGACUCGACGCAUCGCUCACCUAGUUAUGCCUCCAAACAAAACCCACACGAUGACGUGGCAACACGGACGACGAGAGAUGGAUGAGGAUGACGAUGGGUUUCUUAAAUAUCGUACGAUUCACGCG
Molecule: messenger RNA, 905 nt
Organism: Saprolegnia parasitica CBS 223.65
Lineage: Eukaryota; Oomycota; Saprolegniomycetes; Saprolegniales; Saprolegniaceae
Exons: 6
Coding region: 56-865 (269 amino acids)
Molecular function (GO): protein binding
Source: RefSeq, a predicted model, not a curated record